UCCUCCCCCCUCCCCUUAUGGUCAAACGAGGGGAGGGGGCGCACUCUCACACACGCACACACACACAUUCACGGCAGCAUCCACUGCUGAUGUCAGACUCCAGUCAUGUCGACCCUCGUCAGCACCAUCAUCUCCAUGGUUUUUCUACUGAGACCUAACUGAUGAUGGAUCUAUACGGCAGAGGAGAGCUGGGGCUGCUGGGAGGAGGGGAGAGCCUGAGAGAUGACAUGGGCGGAUCUGGGAUCACCUGGUCGGCUAAUCGACUGUCAGAGGACAUGUACCCAUCAUCAGGAUUGGCCUUGGCCGCAGCCUAUCACGACAUUAAGACCCGGCUGGCCAGUCUGGAGAGGGAGAACAGCAGCAUCAAGAGGAAGCUGAAACACUAUGAGGUCAAGUUUCCCAUGAUCAGUGAAUUUGGAGAGGAGAGGAUAGUGUGUUGUUCCUGUGAGCCCAUCAUCAAGGAUGCCAGUGUCAUUCAAUCAGAGACGACUAACCUACAACAGAGGAUCAACUCUCUCACUCAGGAGCUUCAGAAGAGUAAGGAGAGAGAGGAGAGGCUGGAGGAAGUCAUCCAGGCGUAUGAGAAGAUUCACUUGGAGAAGAGCAAUGUCCAGAGAGACCUAGACAAAAUGACGACUCUAGCGGAGCAGCAUGUAGAGAGGAUCUGCAGCUUGGAGUCGGCUCUUAGACAGAGAGAGACGUCCCUUCAGAAAAUCGGCACUCAACUCCGCAGCAAAGAGGCCCGUCAGUCUCAACUCCACGCCAGCCUGGACGUACCCAGAGAGGGCCGCGGGCCGACGCUGCAGAGCUCCCGCAGUCUGGACGCCUUGUCAGACCUGAAACUGCAGCGACUGGAGGCAGAGCUGGAUGGGGCACGGCACCAGGCCGAGGGAGCCUGUCAGAGGGAGAAGGAAAUGAGGGUUGAGCUUCAGAGGCUGCAGCAGGAGGCAUCUCAGCUGCAGAAAGCACAAAGACAGUCACAGGAGUUGGCCCCACACUGUGAGCACUGCGACGUAGAAUGGAUAAAGAAAGCUGGAGAUGAACAGGUGAACCUGGCGUUAGCCUACACCGAGCUAACAGAGGAGUUGGGUCGGGUUCGCAAUCUGGCUGCAAAACAGAGUGACCUUCUACGACACGUCUCCCAGGAGCCUGGCUCUCGUCCUCCCGCAACUCCUCAGCGUCUCUCCCCCACCUCCCCCCAGCGCCCCUCACUCUCCCCUGAGAGGCUUCUGCCCACCCCCUCUCCUCCACUCUCCCUAUGCGACAGCCCUGCCUCUUACUCUCAGCAGCCAACCAGCAGCCGCCUACGAGCAAAGUUCCAAGGUCGCCGCAGUUACUCGGAGGUGUCCGACCCAUCAGCCAUCCACAGGCCCCCAGCACGCUUGAUGAGAGACCCGGUUUCCACUCUCCCCAAGCCCAGGCCACUCCUGGGCGAGACACAGGGCUACAGCCAAAACAAACAUCAGCUCCGCACCGCCUUGUUGGGCCUUGUCAGACCAGCCUCAGCUCAUGGAGGGGAGAGGGGGGGAGGAGGGGGAGGAAGAGAGAGAGCUGGGGGCAGCAGUUUGACCAGCAGUCCUCAUCACUGUGCACUGGACCUGGGAUUUCCAAGGGCUGCCGAGGGGCAUCACUUCUGUCGCCUUGAUGACCCACCUGAACCCACCCCACUGGUGACACCUCCACAGUCCUCUGAUGAUGAAGAGGAUGUUUGUGCAUACCUGUCGCCGGCUGACAGCCCACCUCGGACUCUGGGUGCAAUUGGGAUUCUCUCAUCAUCACCAAGAGAACAGCCCCUACACCCCUCGUUCCCGUCUCCACGGAAACAGCCCCACCAUCCCUCCUUCUCUGCCCCCGAGGGCCCUGCCACCCUCUCCUGCCAUCUGCCUCCCUACAUGAACACAGAACAUGCUCAGUCAUGGCCUUCUAUUAACUUAUGGAUGGAGUCGGAGGAGAGUGCUGUUCGCAGCUGUCCUUUGUGUCAGCUGACCUUCCCAACUGGUUACCCUGAUGACGCCCUCAUAAAACACAUCGACUCACACUUGGAGAACAGCAAGAUCUGACUUGUUGUUUUUUUUUGCCUCCACCCGAUUUCCCCAGAGCCAAUCUUGACUGAUUUGAACACGGUAAAGAUUUAGCGAGCCUGCAUGCUUCUUUCAGGGCUCCCAGUAAAACUUCUACAUAGAGACAGAGCAAGUCUGUUUUUCUACACUCCAGACUCUUCAUCUUUGUUCACCUGACAUACCUGUAUUGCCUAAUCUCACACAAAGCACCCUAUCAACAAUUCUGUAUCAAAUGGUGUUUUGUCUCUCCUUUCAAAACCAAACUCUGCAUUUGUACAUAUGUGAGUGCUGAGGAAAUAGCAGACAUAGAAAAGACAGUACUUUAUAUCUCAGAUUCACCGACGCAGACAAAAGCUGCUGAUGGUGUGAAAGACAAACUGUACGGUGGUCUGAGAGCAGCUGUGGAGACAGAUGUGCUGAAGAACACCCGACACAUGUAAUGUCACCUGUUGCUUUCAUGUCCCAGAAUGCAUCAGAGCACCCGGAUGUCCCCUCUCCCGUUGUCUCGGAGGAUUAAAAGGAAGAUUUAGUGAAGGUUUCUGGACCCAGAUUGAACUCUGAACUAUCUCAUGAGGUGAAGAGUUAGAUAGUAAAAAGUUAUUUGAGUUAGUUAAAGAUGGGAUAACAGAAUAUAAGCACCAUGUGGUCUGGAAAAGACACAGUUUAAGGGCAGUUUAAACAAGUCUGGGGCUAAAUAAAUAAGGCUAAAUAAGUCUGGACGCUGAUGACAGUUCAUGGGGCUAUUGGCUGGUGAAGUUCCAAAGCAAAGUAUAUGUAAAGUUAACUGUGUGAAAUGCUCCAAAGGUAAAAAUGUGAUCCAUAGAAAAAACAUCAUGUACUGCCAUCCUCUGGUCUGGUGUGGUGAUGAAAGUGCCUUGCUCAAACCACAUUUAUUUUGAAAGGGCAGAAAACUGUGGAAGCAAAUAUCUGCGACUACAAAACAAUUGACUCCUCAUAUACUGCUGACCUUACAUUAUUAGAAACAUAAUAUUAAAUAUGUCAUAACUACAUUUUUCUAGGCAAUAAUUAAAAGAGAUCGUAGCGCACACUUAUUACUGCUUUUUAAAACUGUUGUAAUGUUUCUCGCAGCUAAAGAUGCUGAACAUUUCAUAAUCAAGAGAAACUUUCCUGUCGUAGUUGUAUUUGCAAUCAAAAGAAACCUAGAUUUAUCAUUAAUGAUUUAUCAGAUAAUUAUGACUAAAUAUCUUGAAGUUCAUAAUCAUGAUAUAGCAUGUCAUAAGAUCUCCUCACAAUUAUUGUAUCAGGUAAAUAUGGAAUCUGUAAUUUUGUAAUAAUAUCUGUUAAUGGCUCAUGAACAUUUAGUUAUAAAUACAAGUUUAUAUAUCAUAUAAUUAGGCUUGAUAAAUCCAUCCAUCAUCUAUACCACUUAUCCUUUAAGGGUUUUAGGAGUGGGGCCAAUUCCACCUGACCUGAUAAAUCAUAACUUUAUACUUCCUUUCCUAGAAUUAUAGGAACAUUUGCCAUAAUUAUGAGAUCAUCAAAUCCUUGUUAUAUUUUAUCAAUCAUAUCUAAUCACAUUAUGCAAUGAUAUCUUAUAUUCAGAAUAAUGAGUUGGUAGAUCAACUCUAACUCAUAAUUAUUUGUUGAAUGAUGAACGAUAAGGCCUGUAAAGUUUCUCAUGAUUAUUAUGAACAGUCCAGAAAUCCUGUUUAUAAUAAUAUAGUACAAGUAAGAAUAAUUCUUGUUUACAUUUCUAUAAUAGCAAAGGGAGAAAAAAAAAUAAGCGUGGUUUCCUGUUUUGAAUCACAUUUUUACACUAGAAAUAUUCCACAUACGUGACUUUACCCACAGGGUUCCUGAUGUACUGAGACUACAGAGCAGAGCGACGAUGAGCCACCGGCAGUGACUGAACAUGUCAUCACGUAUCAUCACAUGUGGGCUGCUGCGUUGGAAUGACAAAAAAAAUGCAUCAAAUCUUAAUGAAGCAAACCAAUAAAAAAAAAACGUUUCUCUUCAUUUUGACACAGUGAGUCAAUCCUGGGACAGCAGAGAUUUUACAUCUGGCUCUUGGUGGAUUUACAUUGUCAUCGAGCAAGGGUUCACUGCCUUGCUUCAGGGCACUUCACCAGAGCUCGAAUCCGUGGGUGGACGUCCACUGGCUGCUGGGAAAUCAAGCUGGAGGGAUUCUGAGUUCGCCCUCGCCCGCUGAGAUUUUCAAAGCUAACAGAGAGCUAUGGGAGAACAGAGCUGACUCCAGAUCAGCCUCCUCUCAUUUUAUCCUAACCAUCGCUCGGAAAUCAUCAUCAUCAAGCUGCCAUGUUGAUCUCUGAGUGUGUGGUGUUGUUAGCGUACAUAUAAUACACUUUCACAAACCGUGUAGCUCAGAUAAUAUCAACCUCGGCGUUAUUCGACACCGUCACAUGCAAAGCUCAAACUGCUGGCCACUCUCCCCUUUUCCAACGAGGGAUCAAUCCUUCAAGAUGCUCGACCUGAGACUGUCAGGUUUGGUUCAUCCAAAGAAUAAAUAAACCCCUGGUGGUAUUAAGCCAUGAAGAUACAGUAGUUUUGGUUUAUAUAACGAAACAGUCCAACUUGAAGGUUUGUUUUUCCAGCUGCUACCUGAGCUUGUAACUGCAUCACAUGGCCUUCAUUCAAUGGCUCUGGCUAAUUGUGCUAAUGAAAACACUGUGAUACAGCUGAAAGCUCCAGAAAACACUGGUAGGAGGAGUUCAGCAAGGAUGGAUUUUGUCAGAUGUCUACUAAAGAUCAAGAAUAAACUUUCACGUUGGUUUAA
This is a messenger RNA of Hippoglossus stenolepis (Pacific halibut), 4815 nucleotides long. Its product is annotated as TANK-binding kinase 1-binding protein 1. Gene Ontology annotation, biological process: canonical NF-kappaB signal transduction. The coding region runs from base 162 to 2060 and encodes 632 amino acids. Lineage: Eukaryota; Metazoa; Chordata; Actinopteri; Pleuronectiformes; Pleuronectidae. The transcript has 13 exons. Gene Ontology annotation, cellular component: cytoplasm. The record is from RefSeq and is a predicted model, not a curated record.